Messenger RNA from Hydra vulgaris (swiftwater hydra), 1244 nucleotides. Lineage: Eukaryota; Metazoa; Cnidaria; Hydrozoa; Anthoathecata; Hydridae. The record is from RefSeq and is a predicted model, not a curated record.
UUAGAAAAAAUUUCUAAUUAAACAUGGAAUCUGAGGAUUCAAUAGUGUUUGACGACUUGAACAUUUUAGAGGAAUUUGUUGGAGACAGUGAUUGUGGUUUAGAUAGUUGUGAAAGUUUAAAGUAUGUUUCUAAAAUAAGUUCCUUACGCAUCCAAGACGUAAGUCUGCAUGAUGAAUAUAUAGAUUAUAAAAUGGAAGAAAAGUUUCCUGAAAGUGAGGGAGAGUUUUUAGAUUUUGUUUUGGAGAAGGUUUUCGAUGCUGAAUCUUUAAAGAUUCCUGCCAUAAAAAAAGUAGAUGACUUUAUUGGGGUCCAAAGAGUAGAUGACUGUAAUACUGAGGGUUUUGUUAUGAAAGAGGUAGAAUACAAAAAGAAACUUACAGGAAAAAGGUUAUCAGAUAAUAAAAGACCAUCUAGACUCUGCAUAUUUUGUGGCCAACUGAAACAAAAGCUAAGUAGACAUUUGAAAAAUAAGCAUGGAAAAGAGCCUCUGGUUGUUGAGGCUGUGAAUCAGCCAAAGUUAGUAAGGAAAAAACUCUUUGCUAAAAUAAGAAGAGAAGGAAUAUUAAUUUACAAUAAAAGUCAGUCUUCCACUGAUAAUCCUAUAUAUCAACGUGAAAAAAGUGGCACCAAAUAUAAAAAUUUAAUGCGGUGCAGUGCUUGCAACAGUUUCAUAAGCAAGAGGUUCUUCACCAGGCAUGCUCAAAAGUGUUCACUUAGUACAAUUAAUGCAGUUGAACCAAUUUCAGUUUCUACUGAAUCAUUAGAUAUCCCCAAGUCGCUAGAUCUUGACCCAGGUUUUGUAAGGAAUGUUUUAGGAAAAAUUCGAAAUGAUGAGAUUGGUAAAUUAUGCUGCACUGACGAAAAUAUUGUAUACAUUGGUUCUAAGUUGUAUUGGAAACUUCACAAAAAAGAGGAUAAAGCGGCAGAAGUUUUUCGAUCUGUAAGGGAAGAUAUGAGGCGACUUGCGAAUUGCUUUAAUAUUUUUAAGCAGCUGGAUGGUAUACAUGCUUUAUAUUCCAACUCUCUAGAUAUGUUUAAUCGGAGUAAUUUUGAGCAACUUUCUGAGGCCAUAGAAUUGUAUACAAAAAGAGAAGAUUUGUCUCUUAAAGCAGGCUUAAAACAAAACUUGUAUUAUCUUAUCAAAAAAUCUGCAACUCUUGUGCAGUAUUCAUUUUACUCAAGGAAGAAAGAUGAUGAAGCUGCUGAGAUCUCCAAAUUUAUUCAAUCUUUUAAGGGUUGGUAG